This is a messenger RNA of Pundamilia nyererei, 2326 nucleotides long. It is a transcript of the gene elavl4, whose product is annotated as ELAV like neuron-specific RNA binding protein 4. The transcript has 8 exons. Gene Ontology annotation, cellular component: ribonucleoprotein complex. The coding region runs from base 236 to 1453 and encodes 405 amino acids. Gene Ontology annotation, molecular function: RNA binding. The record is from RefSeq and is a predicted model, not a curated record. Lineage: Eukaryota; Metazoa; Chordata; Actinopteri; Cichliformes; Cichlidae.
UCUGUGGAAGAAGGCGAUGUUUGCGCCGUACACCUCUAGCACGCUGCUCUCUGCUCGCUGCUAAGACUCAGAAUCAGGCAGAGAGGAAGAGUGCAGAGGAGAGGCAAAAUAAGGAGACUGUGUCAGAGGAGAAUAAGAGUUUUAAAAAGAGUAGGGGAUUUUUCUUUUCUGAGGCGUUGCUGUAGCUGUUGUGUGAGGAGAGAGAGAACGUGAGACAACGGCCAGCAUCUCCCAAAUGGAGUGGAAUGGGUUUAAGAUGGGGUCGACAGAGACACAGUGGCGUCAGGCAGAGCUCCCACAGCUCCAGGGCUGGGCAGAGAAGGGAUUGCUGACACAGCCAAAGAUGAUCAUCAGUAACAUGGAGGCUCCAGUGACAAAUGGCCCCAGUGGAGGAGGAACCACAGCCAAUGGGCCAACCAACAACAGCCGUGGCUGCCCCUCACCAAUGCAGACCGGCCCAACAAACGACGACAGCAAGACAAACCUCAUUGUCAACUACCUGCCCCAGAACAUGACCCAGGAAGAGUUCCGCAGCCUCUUCGGUAGCAUCGGCGAGAUCGAGUCCUGCAAGUUGGUUCGCGAUAAGAUCACAGGACAGAGUCUGGGCUACGGUUUUGUCAACUACAUUGAUCCAAAGGAUGCAGAGAAAGCCAUCAACACGUUAAAUGGACUCAGACUUCAGACCAAAACAAUCAAGGUGUCAUAUGCGCGACCCAGCUCAGCCUCCAUCCGUGACGCUAACCUCUAUGUGAGCGGCCUGCCCAAGACCAUGACCCAGAAGGAGCUGGAGCAGCUCUUCUCCCAGUACGGACGCAUCAUCACCUCCCGUAUCCUUGUCGACCAGGUCACAGGCCCCGCAGGUGGCUCCAGAGGUGUUGGCUUUAUCCGCUUUGAUAAGAGGAUAGAGGCUGAGGAGGCCAUCAAGGGCCUGAAUGGCCAGAAGCCAUCGGGCGCUGCCGAGCCUAUAACGGUCAAAUUCGCCAACAACCCCAGCCAGAAGACCAGCCAAGCUCUUCUGUCACAACUCUACCAGUCACCUAAUCGCCGAUACCCUGGCCCCCUUCACCACCAGGCUCAGAGGUUCAGGCUGGACAAUUUGCUUAAUAUGGCCUAUGGCGUAAAGAGGUUUUCACCUAUCACUAUUGACAGCAUGACCAGCCUGGUUGGCAUGAACAUCCCCGGGCACACGGGCACCGGUUGGUGCAUCUUUGUGUACAACCUGUCCCCAGAUUCAGACGAAAGCGUGCUCUGGCAGCUGUUUGGGCCAUUCGGCGCAGUCAACAACGUCAAGGUGAUCCGUGACUUCAACACCAACAAGUGCAAAGGCUUCGGCUUCGUCACCAUGACAAAUUACGACGAGGCGGCAAUGGCCAUCGCCAGUCUCAACGGCUACAGGUUGGGCGACCGCGUCUUGCAAGUCUCCUUCAAGACUAACAAGACACACAAGUCCUGAACUUUACCAGGUAGAAGCAGUUGCCCCGCGACUUUGUCUGCUCCAAAAUUGCCCCCAACCCCCCCUAUCCCCACCUCCACCCAUCCCUUAGCCCCUUCAGUCACUACCACUACCACUACCACCCUACUACAGCCAUCCAACACAGCAAACUCCAACCGGAACAUAAAGCAACCAACAAACCAUCAAGCAAAUUGAACUAGAAAUGGCUUAUAUUAUAACUUUGGACCUAUAAGCCAACGUUGCCUAAGUAUUACAAAAAUGAAAUGAUGAAAACGUUCACGAGUUUUGGGAAGCUCCUGCGAUAAUGCAGGCUUCUCUUUGUUGUAUAUUCUUUCCGUUUCUUGUGGUUGUUAUAAUGUUUUUUCUCUUCUGUGUAAAACAGUAGCAAAUCCCUGUAUCCCCUUAUUUCAGAGAAGAGAACGUCCUCUUUCGAUUGGAGCCUUUUCUCUGUCUUGAUUCAGGAUUUGUUUUUCUUUUGUAAAUCCGGAUCCACUGUCGGUAGUAUUAUAUACCUCCCCGUCUAGUAAACGGGGAGGCGGCUCUUUUUUAAAUUGGUGAACCAUUCAUUCAUUUUUAGCGUGUAUUUCAAAGCGUCCCCUUACCGAUUACAAACGGGAUUCCACGGGAUCCCGGUAACUCUGAUGUAGAAAAAAAAUGAAUUUCUAACAUUGUUUUUGUUUUGUAUCGCAAACAAAACAUAAUGUCUUUCCUCACUUGGGGUUCAGGGAGAUGGGGCAAGGGAGGGGAUGGGUUAGCUUUGCUGAUGACACGUUCAGUAAUUUAAGAAAAAAAAUAACACUGUUGCCAAAGAGAAGAUCUCUUUGCUUGGAAAAAAAAAAAAACACGUUUAGAAAAAGAUAAAAAUAAAUAGAA